Molecule: messenger RNA, 4747 nt
Organism: Solanum pennellii
Lineage: Eukaryota; Viridiplantae; Streptophyta; Magnoliopsida; Solanales; Solanaceae
Exons: 8
Coding region: 722-4747 (1341 amino acids)
Biological process (GO): DNA repair; telomere maintenance
Molecular function (GO): DNA helicase activity
Source: RefSeq, a predicted model, not a curated record
AUUUAUUACUUCAAAACAGAUCAACAACAAUCUUCUGCUGCAAUGUAUAUCCUCAUACAUAAAAAAAGAUCAAUGCUAAAUUACAUAUACUAAAUAGGAAGAGAUAAGAGAAGUGUCACACCAACAAUCCAAAUUUUAUCACCAUCAAAUCAACAAUGACACACAACCAACAUCAAGGUGAUACAACUAUAACCACUCCUUUCAUGCCAAAUCAAGCAGGUGAUAAAGGAAAAAACAUUCCUUCUACCAGUAAAACUCAUCAGCAUGACAACAAUAUAAAAAAAAGUUCAACCAACACAGAGAAAAGUCAAUUGCAAAGCGCAUUGCAAAGAGUGGAUAAGUAUAUAUUAACAACCCAAACAAUAUCACAUGUCGAAGAUGAACAUCCACGUUUGAAAAAGCAGCGUAAAAUCAAUUGGCUAUUUAGAGCAUUAUCUCAAGAGUCUGAAGUUAGAGGUACAUCGGAAAACCCUAUUCAUAUCUUACAUAACUUGAACGUUCAAUAAUAUCAAAUUACAUUUCUAACAUAUCUCUAAAAAUAUUUCUAUAUAUAGGAAUUGUUGCUUAUAACUUAUCUUUAUCAUAUCUGCACGUGCUGAAAGCCGUCCCAGAAUGUAUUUAUUGUGCUGCAAAAAGAUUGGAACAUGAACCUCCAGCAUUCUGUUGUGCAAGCGGAUAUAUCAAAUUGGCAAACACUGAAGCACCAACAGAACUAUAUGAAAUGUUUGUGGCAUCUACUCCAGACGCGGUAGAGUUUCGCAAAAAUAUUCGUGCAUAUAAUAGUAUCUUUGCUUUUACAUCUUUUGGUGUUAACCUGGAUAAGGAACUAGCAUCUGCAAAAAAAGGAGUAUACACAUUCAGGGCACAAGGUCAAAUUUAUCAUGAUCUACCAUCGUUGCUACCACGUGAUAACAAUCCAUGUUACUUCCAACUAUACUUCUUUGAUACAGACAACGAAUUGACGAACAGGCUAUCGAAGGUGAAUGAAGGAAUUCUUUCAGACCAUAUUGCAACAAAAAUCAAACAGGUAAUGGAGAGUAACCCAUAUGCACAAAUAUUUUGCCAAUUAAAAAACCAAACAAGUUUCCACAAUUUACAACUUCGUAUUGCUGCAAAUGCCUCUUUGGAUCAACGAGUGUACAACAGACCCUCGGUAAGUCAAGUAGCAGCAAUUUGGAUCGAUGGAAACAAUCCAAAUAUACCUUUUGAUCGAGAAAUAAUUGUUCAUGAGCACUCAGGGUACAAACAUAGAGUAAAACACUAUUUUGGUUGUUAUGACCCUCUUCAAUAUCCUUUGUUAUUCCCAAGAGGUGAAGGUGGAUGGCAUCAAGGAAUAAGAAAACAGAGCAAAAGACUGCCUCACAGAAGAAGUGCUCACUCACCACCUAUACUCAAUGAUAUUCCAACAUUCAUAUCAGCUGAUGCAAUAUUAGCCAACGAGGAUCAAGAAGUCCGCCGUGAGACAAAGGGAAAUGUUUCUUGCAGAGAGUACUAUUGUUAUAAGCUACAACUACGAGAAACAGAGAGGUCAGUAUUACUACUAUGUGGAAGAUUACUACAACAAUUUGUGGUUGACAUGUACAUAAAAUUGGAAACCACAAGGCUAGAAUAUUUCAGAAAGGAACAAUCAAAUUUUAGAAGAGAGGUUUAUCAAGGUAUUGUUGAUAGUGUCAGCUCGGGAGAAUGCAGGGGAGACAGAAUUGGGCAAAGAAUACUACUUCCAUCAUCUUUUAUUGGGGGGCCACGAGAUAUGAAAAAACGCUAUAUGGAUGCAAUGGCUUUGGUACAGCAUUUUGGUAGACCAGAUCUGUUUAUAACAAUGACGUGCAAUCCUGACUGGAUUGAAAUCCAACAAGAAUUGCGCCCCGGACAAACUCCUCAAGAUAGACCUGACUUGGUAACAAGAGUAUUCAGAGCUAAGUUGCAGGAUCUAAAAGAACAAAUUUUCAAGAAAGAAAUAUUUGGAAUUGUUGUUGCUCAUGUAUUCGUGGUAGAAUUUCAAAAACGAGGACUACCACACAUACACCUACUUCUCAUAUUAAAAGAAGGACACAAGAUCAAAUCAGGAGAUCAGUACGAUAGGUUUAUCUCAGCAGAGAUUCCAGAUAAAUAUGAGUAUCCUAUAUUGCAUAAAUUAGUGCUCAAACAUAUGAUGCAUGGUCCAUGUGGAAACAAACGUCCAACAAACACAUGCAUGCAAAAUGGACAGUGUAAAUAUCAUUAUCCAAGGCCAUACAACAACAAAUCAAUCCAAGCAAAGGAUGGAUAUCCAAUUUAUAAAAGAAGAAUGGAUGGAAGAAUAGAGAUUGUUCGUGGAAUGCAUAUGACAAAUCAAUGGGUAGUACCUUAUAGCCCUUAUCUGCUUACAAGAUACAAUUGUCACAUUAAUGUUGAGGUUUGCUCAGGAGUCAAAGCAAUAAAGUAUCUAUACAAGUAUAUAUAUAAAGGACAUGAUCGGUGUGCAGUUUAUGUUCAGUCUGAUGAUGGUGAAAAUGUUAUUGACGAAAUACAAACAUUUCAAGAUGCGCGAUGGGUCUCACCGCCUGAAGCACUAUGGAGAAUAUAUGAAUUCAACUUGACUGAAAUGCAACCUGCAGUCAUCAACCUUCAACUACAUUUGCCAGAAAAACAUUCAGUGUUUUACUGGAAAAAUCAAAAUUUAAAAAAUCUCAUCGCCUGGGAUGGUGUCAAGCAAACAAUGUUGACCGAAUAUUUCAGAAUGUGCUCAAUUGACUCUGAAGCAAAAACAUAUCUUUAUAGAGAAUUUCCAAAGUAUUAUGUUUGGAAUUCAAAGGUAAAGACUUGGACAAAAAGGAAAACAAGAUCUGUAAUUGGUCGCAUUGCAAUCGCUAAUCCUCGAGAAGGGGAAAGAUAUUAUGAGCGGUUGUUACUAAACCAUGUAAGGGGACCAUUGUCAUUCAACGACCUACUCACGGUCAAUGGCAAGCAAUGUCAAACCUUCAAAGAAGCAGCCAAAGAAAGAGGGUUACUUGAGUCUGACAACAGUAUAUCAGAAUGUAUGAGAGAGGCUGUUGUUUUCAAAAUGCCAUUCGCUCUUAGAAGUUUGUUUGCUACAAUUUUGGUUCAUUGUAACCCAACGGAUAUUAGAAAACUCUGGGAUACUUAUUAUGAGGAUAUGUCAGAGGACUUCAGCAGGCUAUAUGGCAACUCACACAAUACUAUACUACAGUCUACUCUGAAUAGUAUUAAUAAUUGCUUGCAGAGUAUGGGCAAAAGCAUAGACAUAUAUGACAUUCCUCAACUAGAUCACAAUUUCCUCGAAGUUGGUUCAUCAGAAUGUAGAGAAAUAAAUGAAGAAAUGUCCGUGCAAAUACCACCAGAAGAUAUUGAUGCACAGUCACAAUUAAAUCCAGAACAACAUCAUGCUUUUACAAAAAUAAUGCAAACAAUCAAUGCUGGAACAACUGCAAUAUUCUUUGUGGAUGGACCCGGGGGAACUGGAAAAACAUACCUAUAUCGUGCAUUACUUGCUAAUGUUAGAUCAAGAGGUAUGAUAGGUUUGGCAACAGCAACCAGUGGUGUAGCUGCUUCAAUCUUACCAGGAGGACGUACAGCACACUCAAGGUUUGAGAUCCCUCUUCAAACAAGUGAAUCAACUAUGACAAACAUGUCAAAGCAAAGUGGUGUUGCCAAAUUGAUUAGAAAAGCAAAAGUGAUUAUAUGGGAUGAAGCACCAAUGGCCAAACGACAAACAAUAGAAACAGUCGAUAGGAGCUUCAGAGACAUAAUGGACAUCGAUAAACCAUUCGGCGGAAAAGUCAUGGUUUUUGGAGGAGAUUUUCGGCAGGUGUUACCAGUAGUUCCAAAAUCAACUCGAGCAGAAAUUGUAAAUGCAAGCUUGGUCAAAUCAUAUCUCUGGCCUUUGAUGGAGAAGAUUCAAUUUACUAGAAAUAUGAGAGCAAGAACAGAUCCAACAUUUAGUGAGUUCUUACUUCGAGUGGGUAACGGUGAUGAACCAACAAUAAGAGAAAAUUUAAUCCUCCUCCCAGAACAAUUAACAAUCAAACAUUCCAAGGAUGAAAUUCCAGAAGAAUCCAUAAUAAAAGAGAUAUUUCAAAACCUGCAAGAAAAUGCUGCAACAACAAAAUAUGUCACUGAAAGAGCUAUUUUAGCAAGCAGAAAUGACCAUGUGGAUAAAAUUAACAACAAGUUAAUAUCUCAAUUCCCAGGUGAAAGCAAGAUAUUCAAUAGCUUUGACUCAGCAGAAGAUGACACCAACAACUAUUACCAAGAAGAAUAUCUAAAUACUUUAACACCAAAUGGUCUCCCACCACAUAGGUUAGAAUUGAAGGAAAAUGCACCUAUCAUGUUGCUAAGGAAUUUGGACCCUUCAAGUGGCUUAUGCAACGGCACACGAAUGAUAUGUCGAGGUUUCUCUCAAAAUGUCCUGCAUGCAGAAAUAUCAAGUGGUCAUUCUGCAACAAAACAUGUGUUUCUUCCAAGAAUACAACUAUCACCACCAGAAAAUGAAGGAUAUCCAUUUAAAUUCAUUCGAAAGCAAUUCCCCAUACGCCUUUGUUUUGCAAUGACUAUAAAUAAAGCUCAAGGUCAAACAAUUCACAAUGUUGGUUUGUAUUUGCCCCAACAUGUUUUCUCACAUGGUCAAUUGUACGUGGCGCUAUCAAGAGGGAUAUCUAUGUCCACAACAAAAGUAUUUGUCCUAACAGAGCAACCCAAAUGUCAAAAUGGAACGUACACAAAGAACAUCGUCUAUAAGGAAGUUUAG